CUAACGCCCUCCAAAACGCAAACCCAAACCCAAACCCAAACCCAAACCCAGUCCCAAACCCAUUACAAAUAGAAAAGCCCAUUUCUCUCUCUCUCUCUCUUUCCCAUGGGUUUUCCAGUGGGCUACUCGGAGCUGCUCCUCCCAAAACUCCUCCUCAACGCUCUCUCUCUCCUCACCGUCCUCCGCAAACUCAUCUCAUGGAUUUGCAGAUGCCUUGGCCUCAACGACUUCCUGGAUUCCGCCAACCCCCAAAUCGAACGCCCAGUAAUCUCCCCUGUAUUCCCCUCCGUCUCCGCCAUCCUCAUCCGGGAAAUCCUACCCGUAGUUCGCUUCGAAGAGCUCACCGAUGCUUUCCACGCGUCCGAGAGCUGCGCCGUUUGCCUGUACGAGUUCGAGGGGCGGGAAGAAAUCCGACGGCUGGCCAACUGCUGUCACAUAUUUCACCGGAGCUGUCUUGACCGUUGGAUGGACCACGACCAGAAGACGUGUCCGCUUUGCCGGACACCGCUCGUCCCUGAGGACCUUCAGGACGCCUUCAAUGAGAGGCUUUGGGCCGCUGCCGGAAUUUCGGAUUUUUUAGGGGAAUAUUCCGGUCUCUCGUCGUAGCAGAGUUCUAAAGACCCAAAAGUCAAUUGUGAAUAUGAGAAAGAUCAAAAAGCUUUUAUUUAUUUUUUUCUUUUUUCUUUUUACGCCCCUCUUUUGCUCCUUUCUCUUUCUUUCUCUUCAUAUUUUCAAGGCAAUGAAAUUGAGGGAAUUUUACAAGGGAAACUGGAUCUCCUUGUACAGCCUGCGAGAAAUGUCCAAUUUCUCAAUUAGUAGUGAGAGAGAGAAUGAAAUUUCGAUCUUGUUCUUUUGUUCAAUUUCUCCAGAUCAAAAAAAAAAAAAAUACAAUCCUGUUCUUUUGUU
Amborella trichopoda is the source of this 906-nucleotide messenger RNA. RefSeq names its product brassinosteroid-responsive RING protein 1. Lineage: Eukaryota; Viridiplantae; Streptophyta; Magnoliopsida; Amborellales; Amborellaceae. Gene Ontology annotation, molecular function: ubiquitin protein ligase activity. Gene Ontology annotation, biological process: protein ubiquitination. The record is from RefSeq and is a predicted model, not a curated record.